Westerdykella ornata is the source of this 1198-nucleotide messenger RNA. RefSeq names its product alpha/beta-hydrolase. The record is from RefSeq and is a predicted model, not a curated record. The transcript is spliced from 8 exons. Gene Ontology annotation, molecular function: hydrolase activity. NCBI's taxonomy places the organism in Eukaryota, Fungi, Ascomycota, Dothideomycetes, Pleosporales, Sporormiaceae. The coding region runs from base 148 to 1170 and encodes 340 amino acids.
GAUGCAGUCAGCCCAACCAGCCAGCCAUCGUCCUCUCUGCAUAAUAGAACCUCCCAUCUAAUUUUGAUUUCGUUUCCCGAGUGAAUACAAACUACAAAGCUCCAAGGAUUCCUUUUUAGAAUUUACCUGCGAGGAGGAGGAAACGACAUGCCAGCCAUCCGCCCCAUCGACCCAGACGGCGACUCGCGCGUCGAGCACAAGACCGCCGUGCUAAAUGGGAACACGUAUCAUUUCCUGUACGGCGUGCCGCCGGGUGGGACGUUUCAUGCGACCGUAUUUCUGAUUCACGGAUGGCCCGAUUUGAGUAUGGGAUGGCGGUAUCAGAUUCCCAUGUUGUUGGAUAUGGGGUUUAGGGUUGUGGCGCCGGAUAUGUUGGGGUAUGGAGGCACGGACGCACCCAAAUCUCCGCCGGAGCCUAUCAGUACAUACGGCCUGAAACGGGCAUCCGACGACAUUGCAGCGCUGGCUAAACACAUAGGCGCAAAGCAGAUCGUGCUUGGAGGCCACGACUGGGGAGGUUCCGUCGUCUGGCGUGCUGCUGCGUGGUACCCUGACUUGAUCACUCAUGUCUUCUCCGUUUGUACCCCGUACACACCACCGCACCGCAAGUACUUCUCGCUUGAGCAGCUCGUCGCUGGUGAAUUGCCACAGUUCCAGUACCAGAUCCAUCUGGCUUCGGGUGAAGUGGAAAAGGCCGUCAAGGACGAAGCAUCUAUUCGAGCGUUCCUCAAGGGCUUGUAUGGUGCCAAGGGUCCUAAUGGCGAGCUGGCUUUCGAUCCGGAGAAGGGUAUCUUGGUCGAGAAUCUUUUCAAGAUUGGUGAGAGCAGGCUCUUGAACGGAAAGAUGCUUGACUACUACGUCAGGGAGUUCUCCCGCCACGGCAUCCAUCCUACCUUGAAUUGGUACCGGACAAGGAGAGCCAAUUGGGAGGAUGAUCUUGCACUUCUGGACAAGAAGGUCAUCAAGAUCCCCGUCCUGUUUAUCCAGGCCACUUACGAUAAUGUUUUGAAGCCCGAAAUGGCAAAAAACAUGGACGCUCUGCUACCAAAUCUUACCAGAGGGGAGGUACCGGCUACGCACUGGGCCUUGACGCAGAAGCCAGAUGAGACCAAUGCUAUCAUCAAGAAGUGGCUUGUCAACCAGGGGUUUGGAACCAGGAGCUCGUUGUAGCAGUUUGAUAAUGCAAUACAAGCGGUCA